AUGUCGUCCACCAGCAACGCCUCCAUUGACAAGUUCAACGGAGACAAUUACGCAACGUGGAGCCGGUACAUGCGCGGUGUGUUUUUGACGAAGUCCGUCUGGCACGUUGUCAACCGUGAAGUGACUCCGACUUUCACCGAACCGCGAGCGUCCGAUGACUACGUCAAGGCAAGCAACGUCGCGUUUGGUAUGAUGCUGCUGCACAUGAACGCGGACUACCAUCAUGUGCUGGACAACUGCGAGGAAGCCUGGGUUGCGUGGACAAGUCUGAAGACGCUGUACGGUGGGUCGCAGAAGGCAGGACGCAUCUACCUCAAGCGACAACUUUUCAGUAUCAAGAUGGCUGAAGGCGCGAACGUCAUGCAUGUUGAAAAGACAGCGGCUGUGAAGAAGACACCUCGUCAAGCUGCGUCAAGUGUUGAAGCAAGUGGAAGACCAAGCUUCGCUAUACCAGUGGGUACCGGUAUGUACCAGUAA
This is a messenger RNA of Peronospora matthiolae, 477 nucleotides long. NCBI's taxonomy places the organism in Eukaryota, Oomycota, Peronosporomycetes, Peronosporales, Peronosporaceae. The record is from the annotation of a GenBank genome assembly.